AUGGCGGGGCCCUUCUACAACCAGCGUUCGUCCAACUCUUCGAGGUCGUCGCUGCGGACCAUGCAAACCAUGUCCAUCAUCACCCAGUACAGCGACGCCUACAACCCCGGAGCCCUGCCCAAAGGUCCCCUCCGCGUACCGCAGAAGCAUCCCCGGCGGAGCGCGGGGCCCGGCUAUGGUCCUUCUCCCUAUGUCAACCCCGAGCCCACCGCCGAGGUCGACGUCUUGCCCAGCAAAGAGGUCGAGGUUUUGCCGACCAAAGAGGGCGGGUCUGACGGGACUGAGGCGCCGCCGGCUCCCCGGGUCGAGGAAAGCACCAGCGAGGACGAGGAGAGGGGGUGGUUUGCACAUAGGAAACGAUCAUCUCGCUUCCUCAUCAUCGUCGGCGUCGCCGCCGUCGUCAUUGUGGGAUUGGCCGUCGGGCUCUCCGUCGGUUUACGAAGGAGCGGCACCACGGCGAGCCCAUCGGAUGGUCCCAGGUCGAUAUUUCCAGCCGGCUCUUACGCUGUCAAGACGAGCCUUCACAAGACGUCGACGAAAUGCACAUCUCGGUCCUCCACCUGGAACUGCGAGCCCUUUGACGAUGACGACUCGACAACCUUGUACUGGGACAUUGCAUCCCACGGCCCCUCAGCUUUUACCAUCUCGUCCAAGCAGAACCCCCUGACUCCGCCCUUCUCCGACGUCAGCCUCGAGCUCGUCGACGGCAACCGGCCCACGGAGCGGCUCGUCUUUUCCCUGCCCACGACUAAAGUUGUUGUGCCUUCGGACGGUGCCACGCCGGCCAACCGCGCCGCCAAGUGCCAGUAUCGAGGCGUGGUCUUGCAGGGGACGCUCUACACCCGGCGGCGAGACGGUCGCGCUAUCUCGGCACCCGGGCAGCAAGAACAGCACGCCGCCUGGCCCGGGGACAUUGAGAUUUCCCAGGUCCUGAACUCGACCAUUGGUCAGCCGACGUGCUUGGACGAUUCCGGUACCCAGAUCGCCGACGUGCAGGCUGCCCAGGGGAGCUGCGAGUGCUCCUACUCCAACGAGGACUAG
This is a messenger RNA of Hirsutella rhossiliensis, 1041 nucleotides long. Its product is annotated as tat pathway signal sequence. The record is from RefSeq and is a predicted model, not a curated record. The transcript has 2 exons. Lineage: Eukaryota; Fungi; Ascomycota; Sordariomycetes; Hypocreales; Ophiocordycipitaceae. The coding region runs from base 1 to 1041 and encodes 346 amino acids.